Selaginella moellendorffii is the source of this 913-nucleotide messenger RNA. RefSeq lists its product as uncharacterized. The record is from RefSeq and is a predicted model, not a curated record. NCBI's taxonomy places the organism in Eukaryota, Viridiplantae, Streptophyta, Lycopodiopsida, Selaginellales, Selaginellaceae. The transcript has 2 exons. The coding region runs from base 1 to 852 and encodes 283 amino acids.
AUGGUAGAGCGCUCGCUUAGCAUGCGAGAGGCACCGGGAUCGAUACCCGGCAUCUCCAAGUCCCGGCAGCUUGUCGUCGCAUUUGCUUUGUUAUCUCGUUCGUUUGCUUUCACGUCGCGCUCUACGCCUUCCUCUCCUGCCGCGGAGGUGAAAGUCAAUCUCCUCUACAAGAAGUCCGAUCGCACUGUUCCCUUCCUCGAGGCAAAGAAAGACUUCGUUGAUCUCCUCAUGAGCUUUCUCGUGCUUCCGGUGGGGUCUGUGAUCAGGCUCCUGCGAGCGGGCAACACUGUGGAUACCGGUGUGAAUAGCGCCAUGGUGGGCGGUGCUGCGAAGCUGUUUGAGACCAUCGAGAAGAUGGAUCAGUCGAGCAUGGAAGUUAGCAAGACCGUUCUCACCGACCCGGUGACGGAUGCUUCCGCGUUUCGGGGAGGAAAGAUUCUUACCUUAGAAGGGCCGGAUUCCACUGCUCCGGUCUACAAGUGUGGGCGUCAAAACUGCUGCAAUUUCAGCGCUGGCAGUACACACUUCUCAUGCCAUCCUGAUUAUUCUCAUCAAGUGCUGAAGAUAGGAAAAUCCCCUCAAACUACUGGCUACGUCAAGGACAAUGUGAUCUUCAUGAUCACUGACGAGCUCGAAGUCUACCCGACUUCCACGAUCAAGAGCAUCGUCCUGCUCAACACGCUCAAGGUGAAAACUAUGGAGGUCAGCGUGGGCGUUAACGAGGUAAAUUCUCAGUUUCUUCUUUUUGUUCUUCCAUACUUCCCUGCUCAAGGCGUCACUGGUUUCAAAGACUGUGCUCAACGACGUCUUCAAACCUUACGUACAGCGAUCUUAUUUUACUUCCUAGAAUAAUCAUGCCAUGGUUUUGAAAUCUUGUUCUUCUUCUUAGUUCGGGAAGGCAUUCAACACUAAA